AUGGAGAUAAUCGAGGAUGAACGCUUCUCCGUGCUCUCUGACCUGUCAUUACAUGUAGUCAACAUUAUACACAACGGCCUGGUCCUAUGCAAGCGUGACCCAAUUUCCCCGAACAAAAGCCAAAUAGAACCAGGCGAUGCAUCUACUGGGCUUUCAGGACCACCAAACUCGAGCACACGAGAAAAGCUAGUGGAAACCGAAGUCAUGGAAAGCAACGAUAUAGCAGAAGACACUGAGACUGCUGCUGCCCAGGCCGAAUUGCACGUGCGUAGUGCAGUAGGCAUAGUAGAAGCCAGGUUUGAUGAGCUUGUUGGGCAGCUGCAUACUUUACUAGCUAGGUUUGAUACAGCGAUUCAGAAGCUGACUGCAUCUUGUAGCAAAACGAUCAGUUCUGGACUAGUUCUGACUGACGGAUCCACUGAUAUUGAAUCUACAGAGCAAGUAUUUCAGAGACCACGGAUGAGCUGGAGUGCCGACAUUCAUACCGAAAGGAGCAGAACAAGUGUAGCUGUUGAGGAGAAGGCAAAUAAAUCUGGCUACUCAAUAGUGCAUCAGAGGGCACUUUCUGAUGAUGAUGUAAGCUCUUUUGAUCUAUUCCGUAAACGAUAA
Protopolystoma xenopodis is the source of this 609-nucleotide messenger RNA. The record is from the annotation of a GenBank genome assembly. NCBI's taxonomy places the organism in Eukaryota, Metazoa, Platyhelminthes, Monogenea, Polystomatidea, Polystomatidae.